Daucus carota subsp. sativus is the source of this 2961-nucleotide messenger RNA. Its product is annotated as phosphate transporter PHO1 homolog 8. The record is from RefSeq and is a predicted model, not a curated record. Lineage: Eukaryota; Viridiplantae; Streptophyta; Magnoliopsida; Apiales; Apiaceae. Gene Ontology annotation, molecular function: inositol hexakisphosphate binding. Gene Ontology annotation, biological process: phosphate ion transport; cellular response to phosphate starvation. The transcript is spliced from 12 exons. Gene Ontology annotation, cellular component: Golgi apparatus; trans-Golgi network; plasma membrane. Bases 143 to 2620 code for a protein of 825 amino acids.
ACUCUAUACACCUCUCUUUUCUCUUCUUCUGCAAAUACUUCUAGCUGUUGCUUCAUAUUCUCUCUUUUCUUCACUUUUAUCUUCUCAAUAUUCUACCUGAGCAAUAUUUAUCGUGUACAAGCAUAUUAUAACUCGAUAGAUAAUGAAAUUCGAAAAAGAAUUGAAGUCACAAAUGGUGCCAGAAUGGCAAGAAGCAUACAUUGAUUAUGUAGUACUCAAAAACCUUUUAAAAGAUAUCCAUCAUUCUAUAAAAAAAACAGACCCUCCUCCACAGCCUCAUUAUCCAUCCGGAUUAACGCGAACUCUGUCACACUACAGAGCUUUUAGCGGCUUGACGACAGUGCAAAGGAGCCUUUCUAUGCGCAGUACCACCAGUAGUCAUCAUGAGGACAUUGAGAACCACCACAUUGUGGUGAACAAUGUCAAGGGAAUUGAUGGACUAGACGGCUAUGUCACGACGUAUCUCAGAGCUGGAGAGGAUGAUGGCGUGCAGGAGCUUCUUUUCUUUAAUAGGCUUGAUGUUGAGUUUAAUAAAGUUAAUAAAUUUUACAAGUUUAAAGUUGAAGAGGUGAUGAAGCAAGCUGAUGAGCUGGAUAGACAAAUGAAUGCUCUGAUUGCUUUUCGGAUCAAGGUUGAUAAUCCAAAACAUGCUUGGUUUGAGACUGCGGUUGACAUUGAUAAUCUUGCAUCUUCAACUAAAGCAUUAUCAACUUCCAUUUCUUCGCCAGGGAAGAGGCCAAGCAAGAGAAUGGCAGAGCACAUGGAUAAGAUAGACGAAGAUAGAUCACUUAGAGGGACGAGAACAGAAGAAACGGAAGAACCAGAAGAAACAGAGGACUCGAAAGAAUUAUCAUCAGGUGAUCAUCCUCCUCCUCCUAAAGAAGUUAAACAUUCAUCAAGACAAGUGGUUCCAGAAGUACUGAUGAGCAACAACAAAAAUACGACCACGAAUAGUAUGUUAAUUACUGGUAGACCACCUUCACUGGAGAUACUAAACCGUGUGACAAUCAACAAACCAGCUGAUACGCCUCUGCCAACAAUCAAAAACGUCUUUAACGUCCCCGUUGAGACAGACAUGAAAUUUACAACAGAAAAUCUCAGUAAAGUUGAGGAGCAACUCAAAAAGGCCUUUGCUGAGUUUUACCAUAAGCUUAGACAUCUCAAAAGCUACAGCUUCUUGAAUAUUCUGGCCUUUUCAAAGAUCAUGAAAAAGUAUGACAAGAUCACUUGUAGAAAUGCUUCCAAGUCCUACCUAAAGAUGGUUGACAAUUCGUACGUAGGCAGCUCUGAUGAGGUAAUUCCAAAGCUCCUGGACAGGGUUGAGGCUACAUUCAUUAAGCAUUUUGCUAAUGGGGAUCGCAAGAAAGGACUCAACACACUCAGACCAAGAGUAAAAAAAGAAAAACAUAAAGUGACUGCUUCUUUAGGUUUCUUUGCUGGUUGCACCGUAGCUCUUAUUUUCGCCCUCAUUUUGGCUGUACGAACCCGUAAAAUUGUUGAGAAGGAUGGUCAUGAACAGUAUAUGGAAACCCUGUUUCCUCUGUACAGCUUCUUCGGGUUCAUCGUCUUGCACAUGCUGUUCUAUGCGGGGAACAUAUAUUUCUGGAAAAAGUACAAAAUAAAUUAUCAGUUCAUAUUUGGGUUCAAGGCAGGAACUGAAUUAGGAUAUCGCGAAGUUCUCCUCCUGAGUUUUGGACUCUCUGUGCUAGCAUUAGCAAGUAUUCAUGCAAAUCUUGACAUGGAAAUCGAUCCUAAAACCAACGACUACAAACAGCUUACAGAGCUUCUGCCUCUCCUUUUAGUAAUUCUUAUUUUUGUGAUAAUGCUCUGUCCAUUCAACAUCAUAUACCGCUCCAGUCGUUACUUCUUCCUUACCUGCGCGAUUCACACUUUCUUUGCUCUGUUGUAUAAGGUUGUUCUCUCAGAUUUUUUCGUGGCAGAUCAACUUACCAGCCAAGUUCAAUCUUUCAGAAGUAUUGAGUUUUACAUCUGUUACUACAGUUCGGGUGACUACAAACUUAGGCAACAUGGUUGCAAUAAUAAUACCGCUUACAAUGUCUUCACUUACAUACUAGCCCCGCUUCCAUUUUGGUGGCGCAUGCUUCAGUGUGUGAGGCGAUUCUUCGAAGAAAAAGAUGCUAUUCAAGGAUGGAACUCAUUGAAGUACUUUGCUAUAGUAGUAUCAUUUGUUACAAGAACAGCAUACGGUAGAAACAAUAGCACCGAGUGGUACAUAAUAGCCUGGGUUACCUCUGUAGUUGCCGGUAUAGUUGCUACUUACUGGGACAUUGUUUUCGACUGGGGUCUUCUCAACCGAAAAUCAACUAACCCUUGGUUAAGAGACAAACUCAUUGUCCCCUACAAAAGUGUAUACUAUGCCGCCAUUGCUUUGAAUGUGUUACUGAGAUUUUCGUGGAUUCAAAUGGUUUUGGACUUGGAAGUUCCAUUCCUGCACGAGCAAAGUAUGAUUGCAGUCAUAGCUAUCCUGGAAAUUGUUCGUCGGGGGGUUUGGAAUUUCUUCAGGUUGGAGAAUGAGCACCUUAACAAUGUCGGGAAGUAUCGUGCAUUUAAGUCGGUUCCCCUGCCAUUCAACUACGAAGAUGAUGAAGAGGAUGACUAGAAGAUCUUACAGGCUCGUAUGUUACAGUACAGAGUGUAUGUAUAUAUAUGAAAAAAAGAGUCGCAAGUAGAAUGUAUGUUCUAUAUAUCUUGUCAUUUGUUCAACUGUUUUACGUGGACAUGUGUCGUACACAUCCCAUUCAUAAACAAGUUGUUUGACAAUGUCAAGAACGAUGCAGAUUUCCAUAGUAUAGCAGAUGGAGAUGAAGAGAUAUCAGGAAUUGGUGAAUUUUCACUGAGUCUUUUGAGAUCCUCAAGAUCCUCUUUGUCGAUGUUUAUUUUGGACGUGAUCUUGUCUAUCGAGUAUGUAUAUAAAUGAAGAAAAAUGCUCUGGAGUAACUA